Molecule: messenger RNA, 3761 nt
Organism: Chlamydomonas reinhardtii
Lineage: Eukaryota; Viridiplantae; Chlorophyta; Chlorophyceae; Chlamydomonadales; Chlamydomonadaceae
Exons: 3
Coding region: 145-2961 (938 amino acids)
Source: RefSeq, a predicted model, not a curated record
GCCAACGGUGCAAACUGCAACAGCAAUAGGGACAUGGCGGUCCCGCCCUCCGCCGAGCCCGAGACAUGUCAACCCCGCUUACUCGAUGUCCUUAGAUGCCUUAGCGUCAGCGGUGUGGACGCACUGGCGGGGGCACUUGACAACAUGGCCAUUUCGUCGGCACGGUUGGCAUGUAAAGCUCUGCGCGAGCUGCUAGAUGGAUCAAUUGAGGGCGUGCGGCUUCGCAUGCGUAAAGAUGAGCUCAUAGAAGUAACACAUGGGUCUCCUGGCGCCUCCUUUGCGGACCUCGCGCGCUGGCCGCGCGCCAGCUCGGUAACGCUUGCGCUAGAGGAUGGCACGGACCAGGGCACCGACGAGCUGUGUGAGCCGGGCUGCUGCGCGGCCGACGUUGCGAUGCUGUGGCUCUCACGCCAGAGCUCGGCUGCGCGACACACCAUCCUGGACGUGGAGCUGGAGUAUGCGCCCAUGCUGGAGCACCCCUGGCAGGUGGCAGCGCUGAGCACGCUGCCGCUGUGGCUGCCCAACCUCAAGAGUCUGGACCUGCGGGGCCUCCAGGGCUGGUGGGUGCCGCCCGAGUCCGCUGCCGGCCUGGUGACGCUGUUCCGCGGCCUGGCGGGACUGCCCCACCUGCAGCACCUGUCGCUGCCGCACGCCGAGCUGCUGCAGUAUGCGCACCACCUGCUCCCAGCACCGGCACCAGCAAGGGCAGCCUCGUCAGGGCCGGGGCACGGGGCAGGCACCGGUCAUGGCAUCGGCGGAGCCACCGGCGGCACAGCCGCUUCCGGCAGCAGCCUCAACACCGCCACCGCCACCAGCACCAGUCCUCAGACACCGCCGCUGCGGGAUCUCUACGUGGAGACGCUGUUUCCGAUUGAAGGCGACCUGCCACCGCAGGUGCUCCCAGGCGUGGCCGCGCUCACCUGCCUCAACCGCCUGACCCUGGCACACCUGACGCCGCCGUCGUGGAGCCUGCACUGUGUGGGGGCCCUGCUGGCCGCCGCGCCACCGCAGCUGCAGGAGUUUUGCAUCUCCGGGCUGUGGGACCUGCACCGCGGCGACUGGGGAACCAUCCUCAGCCUCCAGCAGCAGCAGCAGCAGCCCGCGGCGGCGCCGCCGGGCGGCGGGGUUCUGGGCGGAGCUGGCGGGUACGUGCUGUACGUGUGUCCGAGUGCAGGCGUCGCCCGAGAUCCCGGCAUUCCCCUGGGCACGCUGGGCCGCCUAGCGCGCGACGUGCUGCUGCCGUGUCGGCGGCUGUGGGAGCCCAGCCGCCUGGGCGCCACCACCCACAGCAGCAGCAACAACAAUAACAGGAAUGGUGGCGGCGGCGAAGGCGGCGGUUGGGGCUUGCGGGCGCUAGAACUGCCGCUGGUCACUGACGCUGAGGCCUUGGUGGCUGCGGGUUCGGAUGCGGAAUCCCGACUGCCGGAGGAGGCGGCGCAGGAGCUGGCGGCGGUGCGGGAGCUGGUGAGGCGGCCGCAGCUGCGUGUGGCGCUGGGUACGCUGGUGCUGGGGCCCACCAGCACGACACCGUCGGCCCGCGCCGUGCUGGAUGCGCUGGGCGGCCGCCCCCGGGAGCUGCGCCUGCUGCUGGACAGGCGGCGCUGCUUCCCCAGGCUGUCGCCCGAGGCGGACGGCUACGUGACGGUGCAGGUGCCAAGCCGCAGCGGCAGCAGGGCGCUGAAGGGAGCGGGUGACGUCGCCGCGGCGGGCAACAGCUUUGCGGAGCACGCCGCGGCGGCUGCAGCGGAGGCGGUGGUGGCUAUGGUGGAGGGGGUUGGGCCAUGUGUUUCUGGCAGCCCGCCGCUGCACCCCACGGCGGUGGUCAGUGCGGCCCUGGACUUCCUGACUCGCGCCGCACAGCCCCUGCCAUUCUGGGAGGCAGCGGCGGCGGAGGAGCCAGACGAGGCGCCCGCUGCAGAUGCGGCGUGCAUCGGUCCUGACACGCUGGCGCCGGUGCAGCCCUCGGCGGCAGUAGCAGAAGCAGCUGACGCGGAAGGACCUGAAACGGAACUGGCAUGCGUGCUUACGGUCACGGAAACCGAGCCCACGAGCGUGGCCUGCACGGGCGCAUCCACCGCCUGCGGAGACGCUGCUGCCGACGGCCUCAGAGGGGCAGAGCCGGAGCCGGAGCCCGCGGCCCCGGACCUACUACUCGUUCGUGGGCCGCUCGUGUCCACUAUGAUCCGGGCUCCGGUUAUGUUUCAGAACUGGUUGGAUUGGUUGGCGCCCGCCGCGGACGCCGCUGCCACCGCGGCCUCGCGUUGGAACGGCCUGCACCGCAUCCCCGGCAGCCCCGUCGGUGUGUUCAAGCUGCUUCCCGGCAGUCAUCCCCUGCUCGGCGCGGUCUUGGUGCGGGUGGGCUCGGCGGCGUUCUCUUGGGCGGGGCUGCAGGCGGCCCUGGCGCCCGCGGUGGAGGACGGAGCGGUGGAGGUGGCGUGCCUGAGAUUGCCGCAAGGGGCGGCUACGGCCGCGGCGCCUGCGGCGUCGGCUGCGGUGGCGGCGCCCAACAGACACGUCAGCAGCCGGGUGCCAUUCGCGGAUGACGAUGUGGAUGCGGUGCUGCUGUGGGCCGUGCAGCAGGUGGCUUCGGCGGUCUGGCCUCGGACUGGCACCCGCCCGCGCACUGGUGACACGGCAGGUGGCGACGCAAGGGGCGCGGGUACGGCUGCCAGCAGUGCGGCGACCACUGCCACGGACAGUGCCGCAGUGGCGGGCACGGCAGCUGUCAGGGGCGGCUCUGCAGCGGAGGCCGCUGUGGUGGAUUCCGCCGGCGAGGCGGGAUUGCGGGGCGAUAGCGAGAGGGUGACAGAGGAGGACGGGGAGUGUGAGGGCGGGGAGUGUGCGGGACCUGCUGCUGGCGGCAGCGGGUCGGAGUGGCUGGCGCCGCAGCUGGAGUGGUGUGUGGCGCUGCAGGCGGAGUUGCAGCGGCUGCCGCUGGCGGUGGAGCUGGCGGUCACGUAGGCACGUGCGGAACUCGUGCGAGUUUUGAGGCAUAUACGGACUGAUGAGGGGCACAUGAGGCAGGGGUGCGUGCCGGGAUAGGCCACGCAUGCUGCCACAGUUGAUGUGUACAAGGGAGUUAGCAGUGAACCAACCACCGGUGCCUUGUUUGCACCAUGCAUGCCAACAUGCAUUUGUAUGCGGCCAAACUCGUUGGACAUGGAAGCAAUAACUCUUGCAAGAGGUGAGGUACAGGUGGAUGAGGCAGAGCUCGGUUGCCACUGUGAGAACUUGGGACGAAUGGAAAACCGCACGGGAGCUGGCACAUUGCUGGCGAGUCUUGUGAACUGCGGCCCGUGUGUGUGUCUAGUGGUUCGACGUCGGUGGGUAAGAAAUUGUAGCGGUGGUAUUUCACUGGCUCUGGCGUCACCUUCACCUGGACUGCGCAGGGCGUAGGUCAGUUGGCUCUUGCGCCAGGCGCUGAGUAGCUGGUAGGGCGGGUGUCAAGCUGAGGAGGCCUUGAAUUGGGGGUUAGUUUGCCGUUGUGCUUUGCACGCAUGCGUCCAGAGGAGCUUGGGGUCAAGGUUUCGCAGGCGGGUGAGGUGCGCUUAUUGGCGGGCGAUUGUGUGGUGUCGCCGUGUCGGGUGGAGGACCGCCCAUGCAGCAGGCAGUGGCAGGUGACUUCCUCACGGCUUCAAAGUCCCGCACACCGGCCAUGGUUCGGUGUUGCGUUGUUGCUCCCACACCAACUAUCGUGCCUAGCUUUGUGAUAGCAUCGGAGUGAUCAAGCAAGCGCUGCGGGCUCAGACCAAUAACUGAAG